Gilbertella persicaria is the source of this 972-nucleotide messenger RNA. RefSeq names its product methylmalonic aciduria and homocystinuria type D protein. The coding region runs from base 384 to 914 and encodes 176 amino acids. Gene Ontology annotation, biological process: cobalamin metabolic process. The transcript has 3 exons. The record is from RefSeq and is a predicted model, not a curated record. NCBI's taxonomy places the organism in Eukaryota, Fungi, Mucoromycota, Mucoromycetes, Mucorales, Choanephoraceae.
CAAGGGAUUCUGUGAAGAUUUGACAGAAGGAAAAUUUUCUUUCCCCAUCAUUCACUCUAUCCGUUCUGAUCCAAGCAAUCGCCAACUUUUGAACAUUUUAAAGCAACGCAGUAACUCACUUGAGCUCAAGCAUUUUGCUUUACAACUGUUGGAAAAGACAAACACAUUUGCUUACUGUAUUGAAUUUUUGAGGGUACUGGAAGAGGAAGCAAGAGAAGAAAUUAAAAAGUUAGGCGGUAAUCCUAUGCUAGAAAAAAUUAUGGAUGUCCUGAGUGUCAAGCCAUGAAAGGAAUGGGUAUGCGUGUUUGAUACACAAAUAAAUAUCAAAGUUUUACGGCCCGGACAACUUUUUCUUUCUCUUUUCAUAUUUUUUUUGACACAACAUGGAAAAAAAGAAAUUAUCUCAAUGCCUUGUAGAACCAACUACGUUUGAAUUUAGACACUCUACAUUUGAGUAUUCAGUUUAUCAGCCCUCACCACGCUUUCUAAGAGAUUUUGACAGCAUAUUUCCACAAUUAAGUUCUAAACAAAGAAGCCAGUUAUUAGUUGUACCCGUCAUUCAAAAAUGUCAGCAUGAUAUGGUAGGGAUCACAAAAGAAGUCAACUAUGAGAGAGACAUUCGUUUGGAACUAUUUGUUGAAUGGGGUAAGAAAAUUGUAGACAGAAUCAAAUCUGUUGGUAUGUGGGCGGAUAUCAUGGAUCCUGCUUCUGGUUUCCCUGUCUUUGGUGAACCAGGACCAAGUCCUUAUCCUGACGUACAAGGAACUCAUAUGCUCUCCUCUCGAUUUGAUGUACAGAAUGUUGGCUGUUGUCAUAUUCUUCUUCAUCCUACUUGGAACAGCCGUAUAUACCCUUCUACUUUAUUUACAACAGCUCCAGCAGACAUUUUGAAAAAGAUUAUAAACGAAAAAUAAUGCAUUUGGGUUGAGUUACAAUUUAUACACGGGGUUUUUAAAUGUUGUUACAUGAAGU